CACAUCGUAUCUGACUUUGUCUGGGAUACAGUGGCAGCAUCUACACAUCACUGCAUUCCCACACCUUUUUAAAAAAAUAUAUUAUACACCGGACUGCUGCUGCUACUGUUACUGCCGUUGCUUUUUAACAAAGCAACUCAUUUGAAUUAAGUAUACUGGCUUGUCAUUUAACCUCAGUUGGGUCAAUGUAUAUAGACGCGUUCAAACGGAUCCUCUUUGAAAGGCUGAACUGCUUGAAGAGGAUGUGUGUGUGUCAGCGGCAAGGCAGUUCAUUUGCCAUGUCUAAGUCGGCGGUGAAGAAGCUGCACUGGCGUUCAAAGGUGCUAGACAGCUUUGUACCUCUGCAAGGUUCGUCGGGAGAGCUGGGGAUCGCCAUCGGUGGAGGAGCAGAUUAUGGAGAGUUUCCCUUUGUCACGUCAGCCCCGGGUGGUGGCCUCACUGUGGGUGACAUCAUCCUAGAGAUUGGGGGAACACCAGUUUUAGGGAUGACAUUAGGAGAUGUCCGUGGUAUCCUCAACUCUUGCCCCCAUCCUAUCCGCAUCAAAACUGUGUCACCAGGCCCCACAUUGUGUAAGGACCUCAGGUUGUAUCUGAGUAAGUGCUUCACACCCGGAUCAGUGGACAGCCAACUUCAGCAGGUCAUCAGAGAGAACCUCUACCUUCGUGCUGUACCUUGUACAACCAGACAGCCCAGAGAGGGGGAAAUCUCAGGGGUAGACUACAACUUUGUCUCUAUUGAGGAGUUUUUCUCUUUGGACGAAUCAGGAGCGCUGCUCGAGAGUGGAAAGUUCAAAGGGAAUUACUACGGCACACCUCGGCCCGUUCACGUUAGUGCAGAGAGCCCCCCCAUCACCUACCAGGAACACCGCAACCUGCUCAGAAACUUCCGCACACGCAGCAAAUCGCUCAGCAACUUGGAAAAGGCUGCACCAGAAGGCAUACACAACGAGGGAGACUCGGGAGGCUCUGCGGGUGUUAGCAGCAGCAUCCCUCUUGGUCACCGGUCUCCCGGUCGCACACGAGCAUCCAGUAGCGGAGGCGAUGGUCACGUCAUAGAAAACGGCAUCAUCAGCAGCAGGAGUGGUGCCAGAGUGAGAGGCGUGAUGCCCGAUCACUGGGAGCAGGCCUUCAGUGACCCAGGAGAGUCAGUUUACAUAGAACGCAACCCAAAGAGGACCAGCUGGCAGAGUCAUCGAGCCUCAAGCAGGGAAAACCUCUACAAAAACGACUGGUUCACGGACGAGCCUGGGGACCUCAGGGGUUUCCCUGUGCACACACACUUGAUCAAAGGCCCCAGAGGGUUUGGUUUCAAUAUUGUGGGGGGAAGCAGGCCGAGAGAGUUUCUGCAGGUGUACAGUGUGACAGAAAGUGGACCCUCCACUCUUAAGACAGCGGACAUCCUGGUGUACAUCAAUGACGUCUGUGUGUUGGGAAUGUCUCACAAAGAGGUUGUAGAGAUGCUCAAGGUGGUGUCUGUAGGCCACAGCGUGGAUGUAGAAGUUAGACGAGGGUAUCCAAUGCUCUACAACCCGGAUGGUUAUCCAAAGCACUCGAGGUUACUGGACAGCGUGGACCCCAUCCUACCACCCACCACCACCCAACCUCAAUCUCUUCACCAACUACCUCGCCUACCAGCACCCUCACCCCACACGCAGCACUUUAAUGGGGUUCACGGUGAUGGGAGGUACAUGGAGCCUGGCGUGACUCUGGACACAAAUGGAAAUGCCAUGUCUGUCACCUCCAGACACCUGCCCCCUUACAGACGCUCCAGUGUGAGCAAUGCCGUCUCUUCGUCCCCUGUUCACCCACCUCGCUCCCACAGAAGUUUAGCCAGGCUGCAGUCACUCGACCCAACAAUGGCAAGCCAAAGUGACAGUGAAGUUGUUUCUGCGAUUGGUUCACACAGGGCAUCAAUGAUCCGUAAUCACAACAAUAACUCACUCGCGACACCUCGUCAUCCUUUACUUUAUGGAACAUCCAAGUCGUCUGAGAGUGACCUGUCCACCCUGUCGGGGUCCCGGCUACCCCUGCCUCAGUCCCCAGGAAGGCCCUCCUCUUCUCCCGGUGGUCCCCGCAGCACUCAUCCCCACCUAUUCAGACCACAGACCUCCCAUCUCAGACCUCCAACCCCAGACAGCCCGCAACACCGUGGCUUUAAUGGUUUCCAGGGCAACACCAGCCCCACUGCAAGUCCCAGCAGCAUGUCCUCACCUGGGGCAAUGAGUGUAGGCAGUGGACUUGGAGCUUUCAGUGGAGGGGAGCUGGUGCCAGUGGCCUUGGGCCAGACUGAAGGAGACAGAGGCCUGGGCUUCAGCAUGACGGCUGGCGGUCCAGGAGGCACUAUUGCUUUAGUAAAUCGAGUUUGGGACAGGAAGCAGUGCAACUCCCUGCAGCCAGGGGACGCUGUUGUCAAAAUCAACGGAGCUGACGUCCAGAGCCUUAGCUUUACACAGGUACAAACAAUUAUCCAGGAGCACGCCAAACGGGGAGAAGUCAUCUUACUGGUUUACAGAGGAGGAGUCUAUCAUUCAGCUGUCUCCCCUGGAACUAUCCGGAGACUCCCUCCACCUCUGCUCCGUCCCCCUCCUCCACCUGACAAUUCCUCUGUGCUCCCAGAAGCACUGCAAGUGCCCCGGACCUCUGUCGGCACACCUCCCUCUCCAGCACGUUCCUCGCUAAUCCAGAGCACGAGUUUCUUGGAGUCCAUUCCAGUAACCCUCACUAUGGAGCCCAAAGACUGGAUUAACACGGGCCUGGAGGAUGAAGCUGCCGGCGUUCCAGUGCUGGAGAAGCAGGGCGGUGAACGAACUCGGCGGCAUCGAGGAAUUGAAGUGGAGCUGAGGAGAAAGCCAGGAGAAGGCUUUGGCUUUGUGAUUGCCUCACAGGACGUGGAGAAUGGGAAAGCUGCUUCUCUUCUGCCCCACCGGUUUGUGACGGUCCGUCGUGGCAGUCCUGCGGCAAAGAGCGGUCAGAUCCGGCCCGGGGAUCGUUUAGAGGCUGUAGAGGGACGCUCGGUGGUGACUCUGCCUCAUCGGGAGCUCGCUCAGAUACUUCGCCGGGCAGGACAUACUCUACGUCUUACCAUUGUCCCGCGUUCCAGCACCUACUCUGCAAACCUUCCGGAAACUGCUGACUAUGACUCUGGUCACAGAAACCGAAAGGGACAGAGGUCACAUCCAAAGCGGGACUCCAGGUAUUACAGUGUGGAUCUGGAUCGCGGCCCCUCAGGAUUCGGCUUCAGCCUCCGAGGAGGAAGUGAGUACAACAUGGGCCUCUACGUUCUGGGACUGAUGGAAGGAGGGCCUGCAUCACGGAGCCAAAAAAUGCAGGUGAGCGAUCAGCUUGUGGAGAUAAACGGGAACAGUACAGCCGGGAUGACCCACAGCCAGGCCGUCGAGCAGAUCCGCAGAGGAGGCCACCGCAUCCACCUGGUCCUCAAGAGAGGAAAUGGCUAUGUGCCUGAUUAUGGCCAUGAGCACCAAAUCACCUCCUCCCCCCUCCUGCAUCACCCCAAGAAGCAGGGUUUGGCUGCAGUAAACUCCACCGGACGGAGGGGGCGCAGUUCACAAGAGAAGAGGAGAAGCAGGUCAAGGGGAGGCGAGAGGGAUAAAGGGACGGGAAGGAGAAGUAGAAGGAGAAGAAGACAUGUCUCAGGUGAAGGACAACGCUUGCGUUUACAAAGCCCCAUGUCUGAUCAGACAGAGAGGUUGAGGAGAGCCAGGGACAGGAGGAGGAGGAGAGAAAAAGCUUCUCAGAGUUUACCUAGAGAUGCCCUAAGGAACUAUGAUGAUAGUGACACGGAAACGAGGGCAGAGAGGGGAAGGAAAAGAGGAAAAGGCAGGAGCAGAGAGAGGAAAAGCAGGAGCGAAGAGAGGGAGAGGAUGUUAGAGAAAGAAGAGUUUAUGAAUCGGGACAAGCUGAUGAGGGUGGGAGAAAGGAGGAAGGAGGUGGUGGAAACGUUUGAAAGUGAGAGCGAAGACGGUGACAGGGAAGUCAUUUUACCAAUUCCAAGUCUUACCCAAAGGCUUCCCAGGCCCAAAGAAAUCUGGGAGGAGGAGAGCGAUGACGACUGGGGUAUGGCAGCAGAGUACAGAGAACUGAGGAAAGAAGAGAAGCCAGAGACUGAGUGGGAGAGGUCCUGGGGUGAUGACAGCAGAAAAAGUAAAGACACAGGGCUGAAUCGGUAUGAAAAAGAGGACAAUGAUGAACAGAGCAGCAGCGUCAAGCGGCCUUUACGAAGCGUGGGUGUGAUUGAUCCGGAGUCACAGAGAAAGCCCUUCUCCUUCCUCGCUUCCACACUGUCCAUAGAUCAGUUGGGGGAUGAUGAGUCAGACUCUGAAGGCAGCCACUCUGAUGGAAGUGUGUCCGCUGCCAGUAUCUCAACUCUUUCUUUGGUCACAACACAGCCAGGUCCUUGGUUCAUGCCCAGCCAGCAGAGACUGACUCAGGUCAUGAAGGAGAACAGGCAGGCGGACAGGGUGUGGGGGAAGAAGAAAUGAUUUCUCUUGACUUUUAACAGGAAACUGAGCAACCAUUGUAACAGAUUCUGUCAGAUUCACACUGUUAGACCUCUACUUGUUUUCUGCAGCUACCCCCACUACCAACUUCUUUUCUCUGAGUCACUUUGAUAUUUAAAGUAGUAUGAAGUCAUAUUCUUUGUGCCUUUUUACAGCUGGUCUCUGGCUGUUAAUAUUUUAACUUGUAAAUGACACCAACAAAACAAGAUUAUCCCUCUCC
This is a messenger RNA of Pundamilia nyererei, 4737 nucleotides long. RefSeq names its product MAGI family member, X-linked b (gene magixb). Bases 186 to 4499 code for a protein of 1437 amino acids. The record is from RefSeq and is a predicted model, not a curated record. Gene Ontology annotation, biological process: signal transduction. Gene Ontology annotation, cellular component: cell-cell junction; cytoplasm. The transcript is spliced from 17 exons. NCBI's taxonomy places the organism in Eukaryota, Metazoa, Chordata, Actinopteri, Cichliformes, Cichlidae. Gene Ontology annotation, molecular function: protein binding.